AUGUUUUAUUCAACCAAUCAGCGUUCUUCGAUCUCUUCUUUUACGCGUACGUGAAUACCAUGUAAAUAAAGGCACACAGAAGUUGAAGUUAUUCAGAAGUUAGUGUCUUCCAGCACUUUACACGCGAUAAUUGUUUGACCCGAGAUUUUAGAAAUGAUUUAAGUUGGAUAUUAAAAUUAAAAAUCUUCAAGAGAUAUAUAUGUAUGUUUUAUCAUUGUAAGAACACAUGUAAAAAGAUUGUGAAAGAUGGGAUUGUUAUCAGUAUUGAAGCAAUCUAAUGUGAUUUAUGUUAUAUUUGGUAUAACUUUUCUUACAUCGGGCCUGAUCAUCAAUUUUUUCCAGUGUCUUUUGUACUUUGGUCUUAGACCUUUUUCCAUAUAUCUUUAUCGCAAGAUUAACUGCUAUCUCUGCUAUUCCUUAUAUUGUCAGUUAGUAUUUGUACCAGAAUGGUGGUCUGAAUUAGACAUUGUACUUUAUAUGAAUAAGGAUGAUGUAGAAAAAUUUAGAAAAAAUCAUAAAUAUAUAUUAAUGAACCAUAGAUAUGAAAUAGAUUGGCUUUGUGGAUGGAUCAUAUGUGAACGUACAGGAGUACUUGGUAAUUGCAAAGCAUAUGUAAAAAAAUCAUUACAGUAUGUUCCAAUAUUAGGGUGGGCAUGGAGAUUUGCUGGAUAUAUAUUUAUGGAAAGAAAUUGGGAAAAAGAUAAAGAAGUAAUCACCUCUCAAAUUAAAGAGCUUGUAAAUUACCCAGAUAGUAUAUCGUUGCUUUUAUGUGCCGAGGGAACACGAUUUACAACAGAAAAACUAGAAGCCAGUCAAAAAUUCGCCCAAAAAGCGAAUCUUCCAAUAUUAAAUUAUCACUUAACACCUCGAACGAAGGGUUUUGUAGCAAGUUUACCGCAUAUGCGGGGCAAAAUUUCUGACAUUUAUGACAUGCAACUGCAGUUUAAGUCAGAUGAUCCUGUAAAACCAACAUUAACAAACUUACUGCAGGGAAAACGGAUCACUGCGUACAUAUGUCUUUUCAGGAUACCGUUAGAAGAAGUGCCAGAAGACGAGAAAGGUGCUGAAGAAUGGUUACAUAAACAUUAUGAGAAAAAAGAUCGUAUGGCAGAAAGUUUUGAACAAACAGGUGAUUUCUUUGAACUUAGUGGGGUACCCAAAUUAGAAAAGAUUACAUUAAAAAGAAGAUAUAAUUCACUCGUUAAUAUAAUUUUCUGGGCAGUGGUAGUGAAUGCACCAAUUCUUUAUUAUUUGAUUAUUAUUCUCUUGUCUGGAUCGAUAAUUUAUUUCUCGAUAGGAGCGAGUAGUAUCUUCUUAAUUUGUUUACUUUUGCAAAGAAUGAUCGGAAUGUCCAAAAUAAGUAAGAGUUCAUCAUACGGGACUGAUGAUAAGAAAUUGAAGUAAGAUAGAAAUGGGAAAAUAAUAAAAGGAAUACAGUAUGAAAAAAUACAGAAUGAAUACAGAAAAAUUGACGUUGAAGUUAGAUGAGCGUUUGCAAAUUAUGUUCAUCUCGUGAUGUAUUCCACGAGACCAUUUAUGUAAAAAUCUAUAUGAAACAUGCACAGAAGCUUGUGAAAAUGUGAUAUGAGCUGUACAUUGUUGAUUGUACUUUUAGUUGCACUGAUUGGUUGUAAUGAAUAACAUUUCCAGAAGUAGAUAUAUUAAUAUCUUGAGGAAUUAAUUUUUAUGUUCAAAAAUAUUUGAAUAUUUUAAAAAAAUUAGAAGUUUUUGUUAUAAUAAUUAAAUGAGGUUAAUUAUGUUCUUUUGUGCUAAUGUUUUAAUGUUAUAGAAUCUCAUUUUUUAAAUUAAAAGUUUAAUAAAGGGUUGAAGACGU
Molecule: messenger RNA, 1834 nt
Organism: Bombus impatiens (common eastern bumble bee)
Lineage: Eukaryota; Metazoa; Arthropoda; Insecta; Hymenoptera; Apidae
Product: 1-acyl-sn-glycerol-3-phosphate acyltransferase gamma
Exons: 7
Coding region: 247-1404 (385 amino acids)
Cellular component (GO): endomembrane system
Molecular function (GO): 1-acylglycerol-3-phosphate O-acyltransferase activity
Source: RefSeq, a predicted model, not a curated record